AUGAACCUGAAGAUCACCACUUUUACGAGCAAGUGCCUGUACUGGAACACAGACGCAAAGAAAUGGAGCACUGAAGGCUGUAUGGUGGGGAAAGAAAGCACUCCGCACCGAACGCAGUGUCUCUGUAAUCACCUCACUAUCUUUGGGAGCUCCUUCUUUGUGAUGCCAAACUACGUCGACAUAUCCCGCACUGCAGAGCUGUUUGCCACUGUGAAUCAGAACUAUGUGGUGCUGGCCCUGCUGUGUGCAUUUUUCGGACUCUACCUGAUGACACUGCUGUGGGCCUGCUAUGCUGACCGGAGGGCACGCACAAGGAGAAAGAUGACACUCUUGGAGGACAAUCACCCAGCUGCACAGUACAGCUACCUGAUCGGCAUCCAAACUGGACGCCGCAGAAAUGCUGGGACCAGUGCCAAUGUCACAGUGAAGCUGAUUGGCUCAGAAGCAGAGAGUAACGUACACACUCUCACAGACCCAGAGAAGCCAGUGUUUGAGAGAGGAUCUGUUGAUUAUUUCGUGCUGACCACACCCUUCCCACUGGGUGAAGUGCAGACCAUCAGGCUGCAGCACGACAACUCUGGAGGUCAUCCAUCGUGGUACAUAAACAAAAUGACUGUACAGGACCUCCAAACGCGACACAUGUGGCACUUCUUUUGUGAAUGCUGGCUGAGUUCUGAGCGCGGAGACGGCAUGACCAAAAAAACCUUCAAUGCUGCAAAAGUCAACGAGGUUGCCAGCUUCAGGAACAUUUUCCAGACCAGGACAUCGACUGGUUUUAGAGACGAACACAUCUGGGUGUCCAUCGUGGAUCCUCCCUCACGCAGCCCGUUCACACGUGCCCAGAGGGUUUCUUGCUGCAUGUGCCUUCUGCUCUGUACCAUGGCCAUCAACAUCGCCUUCUGGAACAUCCCUGUGGAUCCAAACUCAACAGUACUCUUUUCAAUUGGUUCAAUAAAGAUGACCUGGCAGGACCUCAUGGUGGGCGUGCAGUGCGGUCUCCUCAUGUUCCCAAUCAACAUCCUCAUCAUCACAAUCUUUCGAAGCAUCAAACCUCGCAUAGUUCCAAAAUCUAAAAAAGCUGACCCUGAGGAGAACGUGAAACCCCCCAUACUCAACAUACCGACUGUGCUGAGGGUGCGUUACAUGUUUAUAUUUGUCAGAUGA
Molecule: messenger RNA, 1164 nt
Organism: Maylandia zebra (zebra mbuna)
Lineage: Eukaryota; Metazoa; Chordata; Actinopteri; Cichliformes; Cichlidae
Source: RefSeq, a predicted model, not a curated record